Molecule: messenger RNA, 7176 nt
Organism: Lichtheimia ornata
Lineage: Eukaryota; Fungi; Mucoromycota; Mucoromycetes; Mucorales; Lichtheimiaceae
Exons: 18
Coding region: 1-7176 (2391 amino acids)
Biological process (GO): phosphorelay signal transduction system; protein phosphorylation
Molecular function (GO): protein binding; ATP binding; phosphorelay sensor kinase activity
Source: RefSeq, a predicted model, not a curated record
AUGUCCAACUCAGAAUCAGGCACCAGUGUCCAUUUACCACCCGAAUGGACAUUGACAAGCUCCCUUCACAUUGCAGGCUAUCAUUUCCAGUCCGUGGUGAGUCCCACUUUGUCCCACGGUGUCACUGUCAACGUGGUGUAUGGCUACAGAAUCUCCAACAAGACGCCAGUGAUGGCCAAAGUUUCAAGUAGUUCUUUUCAGUUGGAACGCGAAUUUUAUGUGAUGCGAAAACUGUACAACCUCCCUGACGGUGGAUCGUAUAUCGUACAACCGAUCGAAUUGGUGCAUCUUUCCAAUGGUCUUUCAGUCGCCAUUUAUGCAAAUGAGGGAUCUACUUGUUUUCUGGAUCAACGUCGACCUUCAGCAUCCGUUCAUGAUCAAGGGGAUGGUGGUAUCGAUGAUGGGGCUAGCACAACCACCACGAGUAGUCAUAGCAACACCGUUCUACGUACACGAACGUAUCCAGGCAACCUACCCACCACAGCGCAUUCUCUUGGUGAUCAUCCACAGCAACAAAAUCCCAUCACUACAGCUUAUCAUGAUUUGGGAUCCUUUUUACGACUUGCUAUCCAAUGUACGGAUUGUUUGGAAUACAUCCAUCGUAACAACACAGUGCAUGGUGAAAUUCGGUUAUCGGCAUUUCAGUGGAAGGAGAUGGAUGAUGAGGCAAUAAGCAUCAAGAUGUGGAAUUUUGGAUCCGGCAAAUCAUUUCAGUCGUACUUGACGAGUGAUGGAUGGAAAAAGGCAGCCAACAAUAAGCAUGUGUCACAGAUGUUGCAACGGCUUUUGGUGUACAUGAGCCCUGAACAAACAGGCCGAACCACGCAUUUACCUGAUCAUCGCACCGAUAUUUAUUCUCUCGGCAUUGUUUUUUAUAUCCUCCUGACACGACAAACACCCUUUGAUGGAGCGGGUCCUCUCGAAGUGAUCAAUAGCAUUGUCAGCCGUAAGGUGCCUCUGGUGCAUGAUUUGAGAUGGGACAUUCCCGAGAUCUUAUCACGUAUCAUUGAGAAAAUGACGAGCAAGGCACCUGAUGACCGAUAUUCCAGUGCUUAUGGUGUACGGGCGGAUCUCAAAGAAUGCUUGAAAAGAUUGCGCGCUGGGAGCAGUAAUAACGAAGAGACCAUACCAUCAUUUCCACUUGGCCAACAAGAUGUUGCAUCGGUUUUCACCUUGCCCAAAUCCAUCUAUGGUCGUCAAGCUAUCCUUGAUCAAUUGACACAAGCGAUUGAUAGAUACGUGCAGGAGUAUAAACCUAUGAGACCAGCACACAGCAGCAUAGCAUCUUCCAUCCGUUCAGUAUCUGGAACCGGCAAUAGUAGUGGGAGUGCACAUACCAGUAGCCAUGGGAGCGUUAUCUCUGACACAUGCAGCGAGACAUCUUCCAAUCACCUUGGCAGCAGCAGUAUCCAAAGGACUCUCUCUUUGCAUCAUAGUGGAGGAGGCUUGGAGAGUGAGGAAUGUAGUAUCUAUGGUGGGACCUCUACAAGCAAACGUCGCAGAAAUGCAACAACCAUUGUGAGUUUAUACGGUCCAGGUGGCAUAGGCAAAUCCACGCUCUUUAUGGCUGUUCAGGCAACCGCAAGGAAACAUGGAUAUAUUGCCACCAUCAAGUUUGAUUCAAGAAACAAAACGCCUUAUAGCGGUGUGUUACGUGCAUUAUCACAAAUCUUGCAGCAAAUCUUGUCCGAAUCCGAGAACGACAUUCGACUCUUUUAUGAUAAUCUCAAAGCUCAUUUGGGUGCCCAAUUCUGCAACAUCAAGCUACUAGCUGAGUUUAUCCCUGAAUUGAACACGCUUGUCUUUGAUCCCAUCCAUGACAACAACAACAACAAUGAAGCAGCACCGAGUGACGCAUACAGCAUGGAUAAUGAUGAGACCCAAGCGCGUUUUCACAAUGUCUUUAUUGAAACUUUACGUGUCAUCACCCAUUGGAAAAUGGUUACUUUGUUCUUUGACGAUUUACAUCAAGCUGAUGAUCACUCGAUUGAAAUGAUUAGCAGUUUGAUCCAUGCGCGCGUCAAGAUUCUCAUGUUUGUGAAUUACCGUGAUCAAGAAGUAUCCGACAAGCUGGGUGACAUGCUAGAAAAGGAAGCCUCCAGCAUUACAUUUAUCAACGUGGAUGCGCUGGAUAUGGAUGCCAUGAUUGAUUUCCUUUGUGAUACGCUGCAUCGACCAAGAGAGGAUCUGGUUCCAUUGGCUGAGAUUAUCUUGAAAAAGACAGCAGGCAAUGCAUUCUACACGGCACAGCUCUUACGCACACUUUAUCGCAAAAAGCUCUUGUACUUCAUUUGGGAACGCAACGAAUGGGAUUUCAACUUGGCCAAGAUCCGUGAUGGAGCGAGUUACAGCAAACACGCCCAAAUGCAGCUUGAUGUCUCGUUUAUGGUGGCACGACUCAGGGAAUUGUCACGUGGCAGCCAACAAGUCUUGAAAUGGGCAUCGUUUAUAGGCGACACGUUUUCAUGGACCACAGUCAAACACCUGAUAUUGAAUUCGGAUGAUGAUACAAGCAGCGUUGAGUCAUCGUCAGCAGCCAGUGUCGAGGAUAAUGAAUCAUCCACCGAUCUUAGUUCCAUGGAUCGCACAACGCAUUCUUUGGGUGUGGGUACCAGUAGCAGCAGCAGCAGCAGUCGUCCAACAUUGAGUUCUCGUACAUCAUCAUCGCAAGAUCCUUUGAGUGGUUUGCAAUCAGUGCUUCAAGAAGGUUACAUUAUGCCAUUGGGAGAUGAUGAAUUCAAGUGGAGCCAUGAUCGUAUCACACAAGCGGCAGGCGAGCUAGCGAGUCCAAAAUCACGUAGCAAAAUCCAUCUUGCCAUUGCUCAAUAUAUGAUGAAAGAAAAGGACACGGACACAUUUCUGAUUGCGGAUCAUCUCUUGAAAUGCCGAGAGCUUUUGGAUGGAUUGGAAGAUAAGAAACCUUAUCAACAAAUCAUGAUGGAUGCAGGCAACAAAGGUCGAUCUUCGGGUGCCCAUGGCAUGGCCUUUCAGUUUUAUGAUGCAGCGAUCCAACUUGGUGAUCCAGCCACCGAAUGGGAAGAUGACGAUGAAUACAACACGACAUUGCAUUUAUAUACCAGUGCCUUAUCGCUGAGUUGGGUGGUUGGUCAAUACGAACGCACGGAGGAGUUAUUGGAUAUCAUUUUUCAACAUGCACGCACGCCCCUGGAUCGAAUGACAGCUUAUCGAGUACAAGCGAAGUACUACUUUAGCACGCAGAUGCAUGACAAGGGACGUGAAACGCUUCAUCGUUGUCUUGAAGAUCUUGGAGAAGAUACAGCCAAAUUCAGCACCAUCACAACCCAACAACUUGAACAGCUCUAUUUUGAUGUGGAGAAAAGGAUGUUGGAAAUGGGCGAGAACGUAACGAAUAUGCCAGCAUCACAAGAUCCAAUGCUACGUGCGAUCACUUCUAUCAUGGAAGAAUUAACGGCUAUAGCGUAUUGGAGUGGAGAAAAACACGAGUUUUAUUAUUGUGCCAUCCGCAUUGUGGAGAUCUCGUUGAUCAAAGGCGUAACACCCUGUACAGGCGUUGGAUGUCAAUAUUCGGGUAUCGGCUAUGCGACACUCUACAAGAAAUAUGCCUUUGCAGAAGAAAUUGGAGCCAUUGGAUUGGCACUAUUGGAUAAGCAUGCUGGACCCUACGAGAAAGGAAGAGCCUAUAUGAUGUACGCCGUGUUCAAUAUUCGUUGGAAGUAUCAUCAUCGGGAAGCUCUAAAGUACUUUGAAGCGGGGAUCAAUGUUGCUUAUUCGGCGGGAGAUCGAAUUUAUCAGUCAUUCAAUCAAGUCCAUCGACUCGUGGUUCUUUUGGGAUUGAACAGGAACCUUGCUGACACACUACACGAAGCCGAACGCAACUAUGAGGAUAUUCAUGCAUGGUCAUCUUCGGUGGACAGCAACAUGUUUGCCAUUUGUAUCAUUCGGCUGUGUCGCGCUUUGGCUGGUCACACAUUCACUGAUACACCUCACGUUUUUGAUGGCGAUGACGGCUUCAAUGAUGAGCAUUUUGUCAAGGAGAGCAUACAGUACAGCUCGAAUCCGGAAUUGCUGCUAGGCUGGUAUGACGCAUUCAAAAUCAUACCGCUGGCACUUUAUGGUCACGUGGAUGCUGCGAUUGAUCUCGGCUACGAAAGAUUGGAAAGCGUGGAAGGACAUCCUUGUCAUCGUCACACACGAAUCAUGCUUCAUUACUUUUCAUUGGCGCUUGCAUGCAAAAUACGUGACAACAAGGAUAUGGACCCUGCAUUACGACGCAUGUACUAUGCACAAAUCAAGGAGAACCAAGACAAGGUGUAUGAAUGGGCCGAGCAUAGUCCCGACAAUUACAUGAUGUAUUGGACAUUGAUCGAAGCUGAAGUGGCCAGCCUGGAAGACAAUGUGGAUAUUGUAAAGACCUGUCGACUCUAUGAGGACGCCAUUGAUCAAGCACGACAAGGUGGAUGGCAUCUGGCGGUGUGUAUUGCACAUGAAUUUGCGGGUCUAUUUUAUGAGCGGAUUGGAUUACGUAAUGUGGCGUAUACCUUGAUCAGAAAGGCCAUUGACCUCUAUAUGACGCAUGGAGCACACGGCAAGGCACGCCAUGUGGCUAGCACAAAAUCCAGUAUACUCGCUGAAUUUGAUCAUUACAAUUGCCAGGCGUAUGAUACCGGUGUCCAAACGGAUCUUCCUUACCUUGUCGAUCAGCAGCAGAAUGCCAUGAGUAUAUCAUCCAGCUUUGAAGAGCAUCAGCAGUCCAUGCCUACAACAACAGCAGCCAACGAACCCUAUACAUCUGAAUCGAUUCCCCCAGUGACUACAGAAGAGACAUUAAUGACGCUUGAUAUCGUUGACAUGGCCUCCAUCCUCAAGAGUUCGCAGGUGAUGUCGUCAGAGAUCAAGUUUGACCGCCUCUUAUCAUCGAUGCAAAACAUCAUCUUCGAGAAUGCGGGUGCUGAAUCAGGAGCCAUUAUUUUGGAAACGAAUAUCAACAAUGAAGGGGAAGGGAGCACUGCUCGUGGGUACAUUAAGCAAUCCAAGUUUGCUGUGUGUGCCUAUCGCCACCAAAAGGAUGAAGAUGCCACCACGUACAAUCCUCCACGUAAACUAUCUGAGGCCGAAGACCUUGUAUCAAGUCGCAUUAUCAAUCACACCAUCCAUACGCGGGAAAGCAUUUUUAUUCCGGAUGUGGAGCAGGAUCCUCGAUUUGCUGUUGGCCCAUGGUUUGAGCGUGCCGGUAGAAAAUCAGUCAUUUGUAUGCCCAUCAUCCACAAAAACAUCAUUGCUGGAUGUUUGUUUAUUGAAGGCUCCGUUGGCUCAUUUACUCAAAGGCAUAUCACUGUGCUUGGUCUUCUUUGCCAGCAAAUGGGUAUUUCGGUUACCAAUGCAUUUUUGUUCAUGUCCGUGAACAAGGUCACCAAGGAUAACUACAGGAUGAUUGAGAAUCAAAAGCGAGCCCUUGAAGAAGCACGUAAGAGCAAGGAGGCAGCGGAUCGAGCAACACGUCUACGGGAAAUCUUUUUGGCCAACAUGAGUCACGAGAUCCGGACCCCCUUUUCAGGCUUUUAUGGCAUGAUCUCCUUACUGGCAGACACCGAUCUUACAAUGGAUCAAAUGGACCUGGUGCUUACGGCCAAGCAGAGUUGUGAGAAUCUUCUUGGUAUUAUUGAUGAUUUGCUCAAUUUCUCCAAGCUUCAAGCGGGAAAAGUCGCUUUGGAUUUGGCUCCUACCUUGGUUGAGGACAUGAUUGGCGACGUGAUUGAGAUGCUUAUCGCUAUGGCUGCUCAAAAGCAGAUCAACGUGACCUAUACCAUUGCUCAUGAUGUGCCAUCCGUUAUUCUUGCUGAUGCGAACCGGGUCAAGCAGAUCAUUAUCAACCUCCUUGGCAAUGCAAUCAAAUUUACAGAACAUGGCGAAAUCAGCAUCCGAUGCACCAUCGACAGGCAAGCUGCAAGUAAAACGAAGCGACCUUCGUCGGACAUGGUACCUCUAUUGAUUGAAGUGAUUGACACCGGCAUUGGGAUCAGUGAAGAGCAGCGAAAGAUGUUGUUUGUUCCAUUUUCUCAAGUGGAUGGCAGUACAACACGCAAGUAUGGCGGCACAGGGCUUGGAUUAUCGAUUUGUUUGCAGCUGGUGGAGCUUAUGUCUGGAAGAAUUGAUGUGACAAGCACGCCUGGGAAAGGAUCCAACUUUAAUUUCACCAUUCAAGUGAAGCGGUUACAAGAAGAAUCAACACGACGCAACAAUGAGGUCGCUAUCAAUUUAGACAAGCUGCAUGGUGUUCGAAUCUUGGUCGCUGAUAAGCACGUGUCAACCGUUGCCAUGGUUCGCCAACUGUUGCCAGGCACCAAGGUGGAAGGCGUAUGCACAAUCCCAGAAUUACAGCAAUUAAUGCCACACCAUUAUGACGCCAUCAUUAUCGGCAUGUCGCUAUCCCAGUCACCUGAUCACCAUGAAUGGUGGAGUCAUCUCAAAUCCUUCGUCAACAAUGUCAAAUGUGGCACCAUCAUUAUGCAUUACCCAAGUCGACAAAUGGGUAUGAUUGGAUUCGACAAUACGCUUCAACCGACUCUCUCCUCCUCUUCUUCUUCUACACCUUUUAUGGCAUCUGAAAAUGCACGAGGAUCUUCAACAGUGGCAAGGAUCGCUAUUCCUCUUCGACGUCGCAAGCUAUUGCAAAGCAUGCUGAGUUUGCUAGAGCCCACGUUACAACAACAAAGCAUCCCACUCUUACAAUGGAGCAGUAGCACCGGGACCAUGGAAGCCAUCGAUCAUGGAAAGAUCACGGAUGAGGAGAAGGCUGUUUUUAGCACAAUGCAUAUCCUUGUGGCGGAAGACAAUCCAGUGGCACAAAAACUCUUGUACAAACAACUUACUCGAUUGGGAUUUCAAGUGGCAUGUGCCAAUGAUGGUUUGGAAGCAGUGGAGACAUGGAAAAAGCAUCCAGCAGGUUACUUUCAAAUGGGUUUCUUCGAUCACCACAUGCCCAAUUGCGACGGCGUCCAAGCAACGAAAACGAUACGAGCUAUUGAAGCGGAUGAACAACGCACAACCCUUCUCCCUAUUGUUGCAUUGACAGCGGAUGUACAGCAAUGUGCACAAGAUACAUGUAUCAGAGCAGGCAUGAAUGAGUACCUUACAAAACCCAUGAAUCAGAAAUCAUUAGCGGCAGUGUUACGUUCAUAUUGUAUGCGGCAUUAA